AUGGAAUCCCAAAGGAACGCAAGUCUAGCAAUAAUUUCGAGAGCCAUUAGCACCGGAAAGGAGGAAGUCGCUUCACCAUCUGAAACUGUUGAACGCGCCGACCAGAUUGAUGUCAAACCGACAGAAGUGGUCAUAUUCCAGGGAUUCAACUGGGAAUCCUGCAACUGCGAUGAAGGAUGGUACCAGCGACUCAUGGACCUGCCAGAAGAGCUCUCUGCAGCGGGAAUUACGGACGUCUGGUUACCGCCACCCAGCAAGUCAGUGGCUCCUCAAGGAUACAUGCCAAGCCAGCUGUACAACCUUGACGAGUCCCAUUACGGAAGCGAGGAAGAAUUGAAGGAGCUGAUUGGACGAUUUCACGCAGCGGGCGUGAGGUGCAUCGCGGACAUCGUGAUCAACCACCGGUGCGGCGACAAGCAGGACGAGAACGGCUGCUGGACCAUCUUCGAGGGUGGCACGCCCGACGACCGCCUCGACUGGGGCCCUUGGGCCAUCACGCAGGGCGACGCGCCCUUCGGCGGCCAUGGCCGUCCGGACACCGGCGAGGAUUUUCCAGCAGCUCCUGACAUCGACCACACGAACGAGCGCGUGCAGCGCGAGCUGACGGAGUGGAUGCUCUGGCUCAAGAACGACGUCGGCUUCGACGGCUGGCGCUUCGACUUCGCGAAAGGAUUCGCAGGCGAGUUCGUGGGGAAGUACUGCGACGCGACGUCGCCCGCAUUCUCCGUGGGGGAGCUGUGGACGACGAUGAAUUACGACGGCGAGAAGCCGGACUACAACCAGGACAGCCACCGGCAGCAGCUGGUGGACUGGGUCGACUCCACUGACGGCCGCUCCACCGCCUUCGACUUCACCACCAAGGGCAUCCUGCAGGAGGCCGUCCAGGGCGAGCUGUGGCGCCUCCGUGACCCCAACAACAAGCCUGCUGGGAUGAUUGGGUACUGGCCCAGUCGAGCAGUGACGUUCAUUGACAACCAUGACACCGGCUCCACACAGGGCCAUUGGCCCUUCCCGCAGGACAAAGUGAUGCAGGGCUAUGCAUACAUCCUCACGCAUCCAGGCAUCCCAUGCGUGUUUUACGACCACUACUACGAGUGGGGCCACAAGGAGGCCAUCAAUGCACUUCUGGCCAUCAGGAAGCGCAGUGGGGUGCACUCCAAGAGCAAGUGCACCAUCAUCACGGCUGAGGACGAUCUCUAUCUGGCUGACAUCGACGGCAGGCUGGUUGUUAAGAUUGGCCCGCGCUAUGACAUUGGGGACAUGGCUCCCAAUGAGGCAGAGUACCAAGUGGCUGCUUUUGGGGAUGACUACUGUGUUUGGGAAAGAAGGCAGGAGGAAAGCCAUGGCAAAGCACAACCAUAA
Messenger RNA from Closterium sp. Yama58-4, 1362 nucleotides. The record is from the annotation of a GenBank genome assembly. NCBI's taxonomy places the organism in Eukaryota, Viridiplantae, Streptophyta, Zygnematophyceae, Desmidiales, Closteriaceae.